CAAUAAAAACUGCGUCGUGUCUUUUUUACUUUCGGUUUCUCUGUGAGUCUCUGCAGCUCCAUGACUCCAUCUGCUGGACUGAUAGUAGAAGUGCAGCAGCUGAUCUUUUCCAGGAGGAUCUGAGUGGAUGAAUGAUGUUUGUUUCCUGUGCUGGUGAAGGUAGAAAGUGUGUGUGAGCUGCUGUGAGUUGAGCAUCAUGGAUGAGUGUGAGGACAGAGAGGAGGGAGUCCCUCCCUCUAAAAGCUCUCUGUGUGGGGAACAGGAGAACCAGAGCAAAGCUCAGAGGAAUCCACCUGGACCUGGACCUGGACCUGGACCUGGACCUGGACCUGGACCUGGACCUGCAUCCAGCUGUGUGUCCUUAAAGAGCGACUGGUCGAUGGGUCGCUUCAUUGAAUUUAAAGAUGAUCAACCUCCUGCUGCAGAGAAAAUCCAUCAGAGACCAGAGUCCUCUGGACCUGGACCUGCAUCCAGCUGUGUGUCCUUUAAGAGUGACUGGUCUAAGGAAUAUCCUCCUGAUUUUAAAGAACAACGUCCUGCUGCAGAGGGAGUGGAGCAGCAGAACUCAGAGGUUCCCAGAGCUCAGUCUGUCCAGCAGCAUCACCUGGACUCCAUAUUCAUGCUGCUGGAGGACAACAUGGUGACUUUUGUGAAGAAGGAGCUGAAGAAGAUGCAGAAGGUUGUGAGUCCAGAUUACCCAGAAUGCUCAGAGAGUCAGAGGGAGGAGGAGGAGGAGUUGGAGGGUGAUGAUGAAGAUGAGAGGAGCAGCAGAGAGAUGUUUGAGCAGAUCACAGUGUUGUUCCUGAGGAGGAUGAAGCAGGAGAAGCUGGCUGACUGUCUGCAGAGCAAACUUGCUGCUGCAGUUUGUGGACGUGAACUUAAACGUGGUCUGAAGAAGUUCCAGAGAGUGUUUGAGGGCAUCGCUAAAGCAGGACAGAAGACCCUCCUGAAUGAGAUCUACACAGAGCUGUACAUCACAGAGGGAGGGACUGCAGAGGUCAAUGAUGAACAUGAGGUCAGACAGAUUGAAGCAGCAUCCAGGAAAGCAGACAGAGCAGAAAGAAGCAUCAGACCAGAGGACAUCUUUAGAGGCUCACCUGGAAGAGAUGGACCAAUCAGAACAGUGAUGACACAGGGAGUGGCUGGCAUCGGGAAAACAGUGUUAACACAGAAGUUGACUCUGGACUGGGCUGAAGACAAAAGCAACCAGGACAUCCACUUCAUGUUUCCAUUGACUUUCAGAGAGCUGAAUGUGCUGAAAGAGAGAAAGUUCAGUUUGGUGGAACUUGUUCAUCACUUCUUCAGUGAAACCAAAGCAGCAGGAAUGUGCAGCUUUGAAGACUUCCAGGUUGUGUUGAUCUUUGACGGUCUGGAUGAGUGUCGCCUUCCUCUGGACUUCCACAACAAUGAAGUCCUGACUGAUGUUACAGAGUCCACCUCAGUGGAUGUGCUGCUGACAAACCUGAUCAGGGGGAAUCUGCUUCCCUCUGCUCGCCUCUGGAUAACCACACGACCUGCAGCAGCCAAUCAGAUCCCUCCUGACUGUGUGGACAUGGUGAUGGAGGUCAGAGGGUUCACCGACCCACAGAAGGAGGAGUACUUCAGGAAGAGAUCCAGAGAUGAGGAGCAGGCCAGCAGCAUCAUCUCCCACAUGAAGAAGUCACGAAGCCUCCACAUCAUGUGCCACAUCCCAGUGUUCUGCUGGAUCACUGCUACAGUUCUGGAGGAGCUGCUGAGAAGCAGAGAGGGAGGAGAUCUGCCCAGAACCCUGACUGAGAUGUUCAUCCACCACCUGGUGGUUCAGACCAAAGUCAUGAAGGUCAAGUAUGAUGGAGGAGCUGAGACAGAUCCACACUGGAGUCCAGACAGCAGGAGGAUGAUUGAGUCUCUGGGAAAACUGGCUUUUGAGCAGCUGCAGAAAGGAAACCUGAUCUUCUAUGAGUCCGACCUGACAGAGUGUGGCAUCGAUUUGAGAGCAGCCUCAAAGUACUCAGGAGUGUUCACACAGAUCUUUAAAGAGGAGAGAGGACUGUACCAGGACAAGGUGUUCUGCUUCGUCCAUCUGAGCGUUCAGGAGUUUCUGGCUGCUCUUCAUGUCCAUCAGACCUUCAUCAACUCUGGAAUCAACCUGCUGGAAGAACAACAACUAACAACAUCUCGUUGGUCUAAACUGUUUCAGAGUAAAUCAGCAUGUUUCUACCAGAGAGCUGUGGACGAGGCCUUGCAGAGUCCAAACGGACAACUGGACUUGUUCCUGCGCUUCCUCCUGGGUCUGUCACUGCCGACCAAUCAGAAUCUCCUACGAGGCCUGCUGACACAGACAGGAAGUCUCUCACAGACCAAUCAGGAAACAGUGGAGUACAUCAAGAAGAAGAUCAGUGAGAACGUGUCUGCAGAGAGAAGCAUCAAUCUGUUCCACUGUCUGAAUGAACUGAAGGAUGUUUCUCUAGUGGAGGAGAUCCAACAGUCCCUGAGAUCAGGACAUCUGUCCACAGAUAAACUGUCUCCUGCUCAGUGGUCAGCUCUGGGCUUCAUCUUACUGUCAUCAGAAGAACAUCUGGACGUGUUUGACCUGAAGAAAUACUCUGCUUCAGAGGAGGUUCUUCUGAGGCUGCUGCCAGUGGUCAAAGCCUCCAAGAAAGUUCUACUGAGUGGCUGUAAUCUGUCAGAGAGAAGCUGUGGAGCUCUGUCCUCAGUCCUCAGCUCCCAGUCCUCCAGUGUGACAGAGCUGGACCUGACUAACAACAACCUGCAGGAUUCAGGAGUGGAGAGUCUUUCUGCUGGACUGGAGAGUCCACACUGUAAACUGGAAGCUCUCAGACUGAGUGGCUGUAAUCUGUCAGAGAGAAGCUGUGGAGCUCUGUCCUCAGUCCUCAGCUCCCAGUCCUCCAGUGUGACAGAGCUGGACCUGACUAACAACAACCUGCAGGAUUCAGGAGUGGAGAGUCUUUCUGCUGGACUGGAGAGUCCACACUGUAAACUGGAAGCUCUCAGGUCAGGACUCAUCAACCUGUUCAGCUGAUGACCAUUUAAAAUGUGUUUUUAUUCAUGAUGAACAGAACAGCUGAGGUGGGAGGUUUUCUGUAUUUCUAUGACUCACAUCAGUUCUGUUACUGACCUUUAGCUCUAGUUUCUCUUAAUGAGGCCUCUUCCACUACAGGAACUUAAAAACCUGGAACCUGCAUCACAGAACCAGAACCUGUAAGAACCUGUACAGUCUUGGUUCCAGGUUCUGUU
This is a messenger RNA of Acanthochromis polyacanthus (spiny chromis), 3237 nucleotides long. RefSeq names its product NLR family CARD domain-containing protein 3-like. The record is from RefSeq and is a predicted model, not a curated record. Lineage: Eukaryota; Metazoa; Chordata; Actinopteri; Pomacentridae. The transcript has 8 exons. Bases 197 to 3022 code for a protein of 941 amino acids. Gene Ontology annotation, molecular function: protein binding.